AUGGACCGCAGUCUGGACGAGAUCAUUGCUGAGGACACGCGCCCUAACGCUCGCUCCUCCGGGCCAUCUGGUGGUGGCGGCGGUGGCCGUCGUCGCAACAACCCCGGCCGUCGCACCGAGCGCGACGGCGUCAGAAAGCCAUACUCCCAAGACCGUGACCGCGUCGAUUUGAACCUCGACUGGGUUCAUGACAAGUUCGAAGAUGACCGUUCCCGCCCAUCCCGUGGAGGAGGUGGCCGUAGAGGCCGUGACGGACCCGAUUACGAGCGAUCAUUGACCAAAGUUCGCGUGGAGAACUUGCACUACGAUAUCACUGAGGGCGAGCUCGAUGAUCUUUUCAGCCAGAUCGGACCCGUAUCUGAUCUCACCAUGUCCUAUGACCGCUCUGGCCGUUCUGAAGGAGUUGCAUACAUCACAUACGCUCGUCUCAAGGACGCACACACCUCCAUUCAAGAGUACGAUGGAGCCAACGCCAAGGGCCAGCCUAUCCGCCUGUCUCUCAUUCCCGGCCGCCGUGAACGCAACCCUCUCGAUUCCGCCCACCACCCUCGAUCCAGCUUGAUGGAUCGCAUUGAGCGUCCUCGCGACGGCCGCAGCCUCAGCCCCCGAUCCGACGAGAACGAUGGAGGUCGCCGCCGCGGUCGCGGUGGCCGUGGUCACCGCAGCGACGUUACCAAGCCCCCUCCCGAUGGAAUCGAUCGCUACGUUCCCGGCCAGCGCUCCGGACGCUCCCCCGCCGCAACGGAGGUCGACGCGGUGGACGUGAUGGCCGCGCCCAGCCAACAGAUGGCUCAAACCGUCGCUCUAAUCCCCGCCCACGCAAGACCCAGGAAGAGCUGGACCAGGAGAUGGAAGAUUACUGGGGUGGUGCAAACAACGGUGGCGGUGACGACGCCGCAGUUGUCCAGGACGCUCCUCAGCAGGCUGCGGCUGCACCGGCCCCCUAGCGCACCCGUCGCCAACGACGACGAUGUUGAUAUGAUCGAGUAA
Molecule: messenger RNA, 990 nt
Organism: Penicillium brevicompactum
Lineage: Eukaryota; Fungi; Ascomycota; Eurotiomycetes; Eurotiales; Aspergillaceae
Product: putative RNA binding protein
Exons: 7
Coding region: 1-990 (329 amino acids)
Biological process (GO): mRNA export from nucleus
Cellular component (GO): nucleus
Molecular function (GO): mRNA binding
Source: RefSeq, a predicted model, not a curated record